Exophiala bonariae is the source of this 720-nucleotide messenger RNA. RefSeq lists its product as uncharacterized. Lineage: Eukaryota; Fungi; Ascomycota; Eurotiomycetes; Chaetothyriales; Herpotrichiellaceae. Gene Ontology annotation, molecular function: protein binding. The transcript is spliced from 2 exons. The record is from RefSeq and is a predicted model, not a curated record. The coding region runs from base 1 to 720 and encodes 239 amino acids.
AUGCCCCGAGAGAACAUCGGCGAUUCAUCUGCGAAGACGUUUGCGGAAUUGCUGUCCGGCCCAUUGCUCGAUAUUUAUGUCGGAGCCGAAGCACGCAAGUGGACUCUCCAUCAGAACCUCCUCAUCUACCAUGCGCAGUUCUUCGACGAGUCCUUCACCAUCAAUGGCGAACACAAGCGAAUAAUCGAUGGCAAACUAGAAUUGCGCGAUGAGGAUCCUGGCGCGUUCGAGCUCCUCGUCAAGUGGCUCUACCAGGGGAAAAUUGACGACGUGUCGUGGAUGCCUAAGGACGUCAAAUGGGACUACGCCUUCACAUGCCAGAAGCUCUACAUCCUGUGCGACACACUCGGGCUACAAGACCUGAAGAACCAGGCGAUCGAUCAGUUCCGCCGAGGGUGUCAUGAAGCAGGACUUGUUCCGGGUCCGGAGGAGAUGAGGCCAAUCUAUGAGAAGACACACCCCGACUCGCCCUUCCGGAAGCUGGUAAGCCGAAUCGCCGCACGACAGAUCAUGGACCCUGCGUCAGAAAAAGACGCGACAUCCUAUCGGGAAUGCUUGGCUGUGUCGCCCGAUUUCGCCGUCGAUGUAAUCAAUGCCAUCAAACAAGGCUCUGGGGGCUCGCUUUUCGACGACCCGACCGAAGGCAAUUCAUGCAGAUAUCACCAACACGAAGACGGCGAGACGUGCCAGAAAACCGUCAAGUUCAAGGACGUGUCAUGA